AAUAUUUAAAUCUAUUUUAUAAACUGAAAUAUCUUUAUUUGAUUUUCAAAAUUACUGACAAAAACAAAAUAUCCAAAAAAUCUAAUAACUAAAAGUCUAGAAUAUAUAAAACAAAAUAAAUCUAUACUAAUAAAGUAGCUCAGAAAGGCUCCAGGUGAAGCCACGUCAGCAGACCCUGUUUGUUUUGUUGACACGUGUCGAAGGGAGAGGGGAUUUCGUUUUUUCCGCGUGAAACUUUGAUUCAGGAAAGGGAUUUCGUUUUUGAUUUAUUGGGCUUUAAUGAUAUCCCAAGCCCGUUUGUGGUUAAGGUUUGGUGUUUCUUUGAGAUUGCGAUCUUCGCCGUCCUCUUUCCAUCGUCUCCGAUUUCGGCUCCUCACUGUAACGUAUUGCUUCUCAUUGAAAUUGAUCUUUAAUUUGGUCAUCAAGCUUUACCCCACCUCUCUUCCCACUCCAUCUCAUUUACUCUCAUUGACGAUCCGCAUUUGUAACAGAUCGAAGGUGUCGCUAUAAAUAAGUGUGUCUUGGAACGAUGAGGAUCUACAGCUUUGAGAUUUAUAGCUUUUGUCGUCAAUGGAUUCCGACGUGGUGGAGAUUGCUCCUCCUGCAUUUGCUUUGGGUUCUACAACUCUGGAAAUCCAAAAAGAAACAGAGCUCCUCAAACUCGAGUGUAAGCUUCCCUGGAGGUAAUGUGAUUAUAGAUCGGAAUGGCAUAAGAACAGAUGCGGUAGAGUUCCCAAGUUUAGCAACCAGUGGGUUCCGAAUAUCUCUGGAGUGCGUCACUAAAAACGUGUGGAGAAAGGGUCAAGGAUUUUCUGGCUUCAGCAAGUCCGGGCCGAGCACUGUCUCAAAGUGAUGGUUGUCAACAGCUGUUUUAUUAUGUUGGAAAAUCAUUGUCUAAUAAAUCUCAAGGUAUAAUAUUCUCCAAGUCAUACUCGAAACAUAUUUCCUUAUGUAUUUGCUCUUUUUAUUUCAUACUUUAACAUGCAGCAACGGGAGGGCCUGGUGGCGUUGCUGGGUUUAGAAUCGCAGAUCUCUGGCGGUUUUCUUAACAAGUAUUAGUCAUCGAUUUCUUCUGCUUUCUGUGAUAAUGAUUUUUGGUUCUGUAAUAAGAUAUUUUCCUUUCAUUUGGCUGCCUUAGACUCAAUGUAACUUAUGAUUCUAAUGAUUUAAAUUCCAAUCAGCUUCAUGUUAUUUAACGAUGACCAUGACAAAACAAACAGCCGCCAACUACACUCACCUUCACUGGCGGCCUAUAGAGCACUACAUCAACAAGAUUCCAACUUCUACAAAACUCUUCUCGCCUUCAGCUACAAACUAUUGCUCUGUUCCUUAUCUGUUAUAAAUUUUGCAUUACGAUUUAUCAAGGAAAAGAAAGCAUGCGACUGGUCGUGGAUCAAAAAAUAUUUUUAAUAGAGAUUUUUUUUUAUUAUUAUAAUAAUAUAUAUGUAAAUAAAUCAUAUUUAUUAUCAAUAAUUAUUUAUAAUGCGUUACAUAAAUUAAUAAAGUGAAUACUUUGAAAGCACAGAAUAAUUUUAUUUAUGUGAUUAAUAUAUAUCUGUAGUAUUUUGUCACAAAUAUGUAUUGUUUGUUAAAACGAACUAAAAUAAGCUAAAUAAAUUAUAAAUGAGUUUUCAAAAAACAUAAAUACAAUUGGAUAACUAAUUAAAGAGAAUUCCACUAUAACUAUAUUAGCAAAACUAAAAGGUAUAUUAAAAUAAUGAGCCAAGUUUUUCAAUUAGUAUAUCGAAAAAAAAAACAGUAUGUAAGCUGAGCGAGCAAAUAUAAGAAAACAUCUUUUUCAAAAAAAAAAAAAAUCAAUAGUAGGUUUUAAUUAGUUAAGAAAAAAAAUGAAUUGAAACCAUGAGAAAAAAGAACUGAACAAACAUUGGUUGGAGGCAGCCAAAUCUAUCAAAAUACUUAAUGAUAUCAACAAAUCUAUAAAACAUUUAACUAUUUAGUUAGAAUUAGCUAUUGAGAUUUGUCUGCAUUAUAAACGUGGGUGUAAUUAAGCUUAUUUAUUGAGAGAAAUUUAUGGGUCAUUAUAUACUUUUUAUUAAAAAAUUGAAUUAAAAUGAAUUCAGAUUAAAAAAAAAAAAAACAA
This is a messenger RNA of Brassica rapa (field mustard), 2101 nucleotides long. RefSeq lists its product as uncharacterized. The record is from RefSeq and is a predicted model, not a curated record. Lineage: Eukaryota; Viridiplantae; Streptophyta; Magnoliopsida; Brassicales; Brassicaceae.